AACUGAUAUUUCUCUUCCGAUAAAAGCGGGCGCUCGAAAUCUAUACCUCUUCGAGCACGUGGAUAUUUUUUUGGUGUAAACCUUCGUUCAUCGUUCAUCGCAGCCAUGCCAAUGGCAGUCGACUCUACUCCAGCAAUGGCAGCGUCGAAAGCCAAGAGCGCAGUCCCUCACGGCUUGCAGAACCCUCCAGUAUCAGAAAGCCCGAAGAAAGGCAAGAAGAGAAAGCACGCCCGGAACGACAAUGUCGAUGAAGGACCUGUUGCAGGAUCCUCGAAAGCAACCGACGAUUUAGCAUGGACUUGGCGGUCAUUGACAGAGUCGUCUGCCAGUAGGGUGCCCCUGCUUUUUACAAAAGACGGAAGUUAUUUCUUCUCUGCUUCUGGUCCAUCCGUCAAGAUCUAUUCAGUCGCCACUGGGCUUGUUGUUUCUACUCUUACACCUGCGGAAUCAGGGGAAACUGCCGAACCUAAUCUUGGGGCUGGCAAUUCUCUUACUUGCAUGGCUUUGAGCCCACACAAUCCAUUCCAACUAUUUACGGGCUCGGCGGGCGGCUUGAUCAGAAUCUGGGAUUUCUUGGAUGCUACUCAACUGCGCGUAUUCGACCUGGCGCAACCUAUAUUCCAACUUGCUUUACAUGAAAAAUUUAAGGAUCAGGUGUUUGUUGCGGCUAGCCGAUCAACCAAAAAGAUCAACAGCAAAGGAAACCCCACGGCGGAAGAUAAUUGCGCCGUACUGAGGGUUACCUUGACCCCCACCAAUGCUACCAUGAAUUCAUCUAUCCAGAAACCAUCGGAUUUAUUCAUAGUUGGCAAGACAAGAAAGCCAGCCGGUCUCUCAUUUUCGCCCAGUGGCUCGUGGCUCGUGGCUAUUGGAGGUCACAAGGCGUAUGUAGCACGGACCGCCGAUCUUAAAGCUGGCUUCACGAAGUUUGUCUCGGACGAGACGCUGACUUGUCUGGCCUUCCAUCCUACCGAAGAGUACUUCGCUACUGGCGACGCCAAAGGUGUCAUCAGACUAUGGUACUGUCUCAAUGAGGAUAUUACUACCUUGGCUUCUGGCGUUCGAAAGAAGGCACCGACUACGACUUUGCACUGGCAUGCACACACUGUUUCUUCUAUUGCGUUCACCGCAAACGGCGCAUACUUGCUUAGUGGCGGAGAAGAAGCUGUACUUGUCAUCUGGCAGCUACACUCUGGAAAGAAGGAGUUCGUGCCUCGCGUAGGCGCUCCGAUUGCGAACAUUGCUGUCUCGAGACCAAAAGAUGCAGAGGAAGAAUAUCUGCUUGGCCUGGCAGAUGCGUCGUUCGUAUUUGUUCGCUCAGGUACCUUGCGCAUUUCACGGACGGUUGCUCGCAUCAAACUUGACCCAGCAAUCAGUCAUACCCGACCGUCAUCAUCUACUGCUAUACCACUAGCGAUUCACCCCCAAACAUCAACUUUGAUACUGCCGUCCUCUCAUCCAUCAUCCCUGCAGACAUAUGCGCCCUCGAGUUCAAAACUCCUUUCAGAGCUUGAGGUCUCGCCUUCCAAUCGAGUUUCACGUCGCGACGAGAAGGCGUUGGAACCAUCCCGCGUAGAACGCGCAGUCAUUUCUGAGUCGGGGAAAUGGAUGGCAACAUUGGAUGCUCGUGAAAGCGACGACGUGUCCAAAGGGGAGAUCUAUCUCAAGAUUUGGUCUUGGGAACGCGGUACUGGGUUCUGGUCAUUGAACACUCGUAUCGACCGACCUCAUGGACUCAAGAAAGUUACUUCGGUAGCAUUUCGUCCAGGGUCCAGCAUAGGUGGUCUACAAUUAGCUACCACUGGCGAAGAUGGGAACAUCAAGCUGUGGCGAGUGCGUUCGGUAAAGAACAAGCACGGAGAGGUGGAAGAGUAUUGGGUUACUCGAGCUACUCUUCGAUUCCGCUCUGACAUUCCCUCUCACGCGACUUGGUCUUCGGACGGGUCCAUAUUGGCUGUAUCUUUGGGUCCCCAUGUUGCGCUUUAUGAUCCCGAGAGCACUGUUUUGAUUCGGACGUUGACUAGUCCCGAAUGUACUGUUGUUACAUCGGCUAGUUUCGUUGGUCGUGGAAGUCGAUACCUAGCUGUUUCAGGUCACCGAGAUCUAGUAUUGUGGGACCUUGUUUCGCAGACUGUGAAAUGGCAUUAUCGGAGCACCAUGGCGAUCACAGGCCUCGUCACACAUCCAGUUCAAGAUACCUUCAUUAUAUUUGAACAACAGAGCGAAUCCUCUUCCACGCUCGUUUCGACAAGAGUCGUGAUGUUCACUCCUCGUUCCGCUAUCCCAUCUCAAAUCCGUUCUUUGCCUUUCCGUCUUCUGAGCGUCGUUCCCUGCCCUGCGAGCUGGACCGCACCCGGAAGCGCAUCGUCAUUGGCAUUUGUUGCAAUCACCGAUGCAUGGAGUGUCGUUCUUCUAGGCGACGAUGUCAAGUUACCUGAAGAGCAGGGUUCUGUUGGUAGAGGCCUCAAAGGGACAUCGCCUGCCGCCAAGCGUACCCUAUUCCAGGACAUCUUCGGUGCUUCUGCAUUCAGCGACGUCACUCCUCCAUCUGCACCGAUAAUCCAAACCCCUGCUACAUGGAAGGGCAAAGAAGUGGAGAAGAUUUUCGACGCCCCUGCCUACCUCAUGCCACCGUUGGAUACCUUAUUCGACCCUCUUAUGGAAGACUUCCUCACUCUACGUCCAGCAGACGAGUCUGCUGGUGUUGAGGAUGAGGAACAACAUGCGGAAGAUGUUGAGAUGGACGCAGAAGGUGAAGAUGGACCUAUAUUAGUUGGUAAUAGGCUCGAACGGGUAGUAGAUGGUGGGGAAAUGGUUGCGAUGGUCGAGCUAUUUAUGAAUCAUGCCAUUUCUACAUCGGGAUCUACUUCUAUACCCAACGGCAUCCCUCAAACGAAUGGCGUUCAUCGACCUACCACCAAUGGUGUAACCCCGCACGCGACACCAGCCAAACCCCUACCAAAGCACAACGGCACCACAAAACCCCAACUGUCCACACCUGCGGCUUCGAUAAAAACGUCGGAUCCUUCGGCUACACCGUCAUCAGCCGCACGGACAGGCCAAAAGAGAAAGAAAUCCUUGGAUUAAAUUAGCAUGUCUUUCUUUCCGGGUAGAUGUAUCGAUAGAUCUCGUCAACCUCUUUGCAUGUAGCGCUCCAUUCGCAUUCGCAUUGCUCUCGCCCUACCAAUUUCAUUACUCUUUCCUGCUUUCCUCUUGUCCUAGUGACCGCCAUGUACCAUCAAUUCCCGUCGGACUCCUUGGACGGCGCAUAAGCCGAUAGUCGCAGUCCACUGAUAAUGAGGACUUCUGUCAAGAUGACGGUGACAGGAAGGUAUGGCAUGGGCUCGUUGGAAAUGAGAAUGAAGCUUUGAAGGACCG
Messenger RNA from Somion occarium, 3378 nucleotides. The record is from the annotation of a GenBank genome assembly. Lineage: Eukaryota; Fungi; Basidiomycota; Agaricomycetes; Polyporales; Cerrenaceae.